GAGAUCAAGAAGAGAUCUAGAGUGCCUGGGGUUAUGGUCACCCAGUUCGUCAAGGAACUGCCACGUGGAAAAACUACACCUGAUUUCACCAGGAAGCCAAUCUCCUUGACAGUUCAAGAAGGCAAGGUGGCCAUUUUUAAAGCAAUGGUAAGUGGAGAACCAACACCAACUGUAACAUGGGCUCGCAACAAGGGUGACAUGUCUGAUCCAGAAAUGUAUAAGACAAGAUAUAAUGAAAGGAGUAGAGAGCAUGCUCUAGAGAUACAAAAUGCCCAAGUAGACCAAGCAGACACGUACAAAUGUUUUGCUACAAAUCCAUUUGGGAAAGCAGUGUGCACAGCUGCACUGAGUGUAUUUUCAGUUGGAUUCAAGAAAAAGAAAACUAAUGGCCAAAACAAUGAUCCUGAAGACUUCCGGAAAAUGCUUAAGAAAACCAAUAUUGUCACAAAGAGAAAAGAAAAACCCAAGAAAGAGGGAGAGAUUGAUCCAAAAUUCUGGGAACUGAUGCUAAGUGCCAAAAAGUCAGAUUAUGAGCGCAUCUGUCAUGAAUUUGGAAUCACAGACUUUCGCUGGAUGCUAAAACAGCUUAAUCUGAAGAAAAAGGAGAAGGAGGAUGAACAAGCAAAGGUGGUUCAAAACGUAGACAACAUGAAGCAGAUUGAAGUGACAACAAGUGGCAGAGCUGAAUUUGAGUUUGAUAUGAAGAUUAAGGACCAAAACAGUAAAAUCUAUUUGUACAAAAACGGUGAGAUGAUUGAUUAUGGUAAUGGCACUGAUGAUUCAUCUAAACAUAAUAUGAAGAAAACUGGUGAUAAGUACAAGUUUAGCAUCAACAAACUUGACUUAAAUGAUAGUGGACUUUACCAAGUGGAUGUUGAUGAUGUCAACAUUUUCUCAACAAGCUUAGCAAUUCCUGAUGUGGAAUUCGAUGGUAUGCUAAAAGAUGCUAAAGUGGUUGAGGGGCAGGAUGCAGUGUUUGAGGGAGUUUUUUCUGGUCCUGUACCACAAAUCACAUGGUGUGCCAAUGACAUUUCUCUUGAGCAUGGAGACAAGUACAAUAUCACAGUCUCUGAAGACAAGCUCAGCCACAGAUUAGUAGUAAAGAACUGUAGCCAAGGGGACAAGGGCGUGUACACAGCUAUUGCUGGGAUUAAAUCAUCCAGGGCCACCCUUUCUGUUGAUGAGGAUCCUAAUGCCAAGGGGAAAGGUCAAGGUGGUGCAAAGGAUGGAGCAGGUGAUCUUGCAAGAAGUCUGGCAGAAGAACAGGCAAGAGCGCAGAGAGAAAAAGAUGAAGCAGCUGGGAGAGGCAAGGCUAUGGAUGGGAGUGGUGAUGGAGAGGAUGGCCAUGAUGGAACCGAUGGCCGUGGUGAUGAAGGGGAUGGUCGUGGAGGACUUGGCUUGGGAGAUGGAAGUGGAGGAAAUGCAACAGGGAAGUAUGGACGAGGAGGAGAGGGUACAGAAGGAAGUGGGGAGAGUGGAGACGGUUCUGGAAUGGGUUUGGGAGCAGAUGGAUCAGCAGUUGGUUCAGGUGGAGACGGUACAGCUCAUACUUCAAUUUCCAUGAAUAACUUACCACUUAGUCAAAGUGAAGUUAUUAUAAUUCAUUCAAAUGCAUUCGUUCCAGAUGAUAAAGUGCACUUCGCAAGCGGAUUAUCAGACAAAAAUGCCCUCCGCGGCAAACCUGCAGAGCUAGUGUGUAAACUAAAUACUGACAAAAUUGAUGGUGUGUGGUAUAAAGAUGGAAAGAAGCUGACUUCCAAAGAUGGAGUGGUCAUCUCUAAAGAUGGUUGUACACAUAAGCUCAUUAUAGAGAACUGCAAUGAUUCUGAUGCAGGUCUAUAUCAUUUUGAGGUUAAUGGUUGCAAGACAGAGGCCAUGGUGAGAGUGGGAGAUCUUCCAGAAUUCGACCCAGACGCGUUGCAAAAGUUCUCUAACCCCGUGAUAGUGAAAGCAGGCCAGAGUGCAUCUUUUAAGAUGUCAUUUCCUCCACAAGCCUCAUUGGAGAUUAAAUGGUUUAAAAAAAGCUCUGAGCUUCUUGAUGGGGGUUCAGUUAAAUUGGUGAAGGAAUCAAACCACAGUCGUCUUCAAAUGAAAGACUGCCUGCGAACGGAUACUGGUCAAAUCAAAAUCCAGCUAAAAAACUCUUUUGGUUCUAUUGAGGCUUUAUCAAGUCUUAUUGUACUAGACAAGCCAGGUCCACCACGAGGCCCACUAGAAGUCAAUGAAAGCACAUCUGCAGUUCUUGAAUUGAAAUGGAAUCCUCCGAAGGAUGACGGUGGCUCACCAGUGACAAACUACAUAAUUGAGCGUCAACAGGUUGGGCAGAAUACCUGGAAAAAGAUUGGGGAUAUUUCAACUAACCAUCUAACCUUCAGAGAUAGAAGUGUGUCCCUUGGCAAGAGGUACAUCUAUCGCAUCUAUGCUGAGAAUCUUGAGGGCAUCAGUGAGGCGAUGGAGAGUGAAAAAAUCAUGGCUGGCUCAUUAAUGUUCCCUGGUCCACCAUCCCCACCGAAAGUGGUCAGUGCGUUCAAAAACUGUAUUAACCUAACAUGGACUCCACCAGAGACAGACGGAGGGAAUAAAAUCUUGGGCUACCAGCUAGAGAAAUGCAAGAAAGAUACAAACCAAUGGGUGACUCUGAACCCAGUUAGUGAACCCAUUCAAGCUCUGAAGUAUGCAGUGAAGGAUGUGUCUGAGGGGUCAGAGUACGAGUUCAGAGUAACAGCCAUUAAUAUGUUUGGGGCUGGAGAACACAGUGGUCCCUCUGAGAUCGUCUGCGCUAAAAACCCCAACAUGAAGCCCCGUUUCAAAGAUCCUGAAGACUUUAUGGUUGUGAGAUCAGGAUAUUCUAUCAGAAUCAAAAUUGAUUAUGAGGCCACUCCACCACCAGACAUUACAUGGCUUAAGAAUGGUGAACCUGUAUCUCCCUGGAACAAGAUCAUUCAUUCUGAUGGCACGUGCACACUUGUCGUGCCCUCCUCAAAGUAUGACGAUUCUGGUGUCUACACCAUUGUGGCUAAAAACACAAUGGGGCAAGCCAGUUUUGACAUAGAGGUCAGAGUAACAGAUGAACCUAAGCCUCCAGGCCCAGUGGAGCUAGAACAGGUGGUUUAUGGUAAAGUCAUUAUCAAGUGGGCUCUGUCUCCAGACCACGAGAGAGAUGACCGACUGCACUACAUGGUGGAAGAACAUAACUCCAACUCACGCAUUUGGCGCACAAUAGCCGACCACCUACUCUGUAAUACCUACACUACCGGCAUUCAACCAGGUCAAGAAUAUCACUUCAAAGUCUAUGCAAAAAAUGAUAUGGGAAUUUCUGAUCCUUCAGAUUCACCAACGUGGGGUGUAAACAGCAAUAAAGUUGUAGCACCCUCAACUGUGCCGACUGUAAUCAGUUUAGAAAGGCCACCUUCCAUCCUGGUUCCAUUGAAAUACCACACUCCACCAAAAGGAUACCAGUGCUUCAUGACUUGUGCAGUACGCGGCUGUCCCAGCCCAUAUAUUGCAUGGUACCAUGACGGGAUUUGCAUCAACUCUGACAAAAACUACUACAUCACAAAUGCAUUUGGUGUCUGCUCUAUGUACAUCCUCAGAGUUCGUCCUGAAGAUAGUGGCGAGUACAAAGUGGUGGCAGUCAACUCAUUUGGCAAGGCAGAAUGUUCUUCAAUGUUAAACGUGAAAGAUUGAUCUUCAUUCUGCUGGACGUGGCAAUUUUUGAUAUGCUUCUGCCACAACUAAUUUCAUGCAUACAUUUUAAGCUAGAGCAGUGCAUGCAUAUACAGUAAAUGAACAUAGCUGUGAUGGACUGUAAUUGAGAACACACAAUUUGCUACUAUACCACAAUGUGUACAACUAAAAAUAUAAGCCAUUAGAAUGUAUUUAUGGACUUCUAAAUAUGCAAAUACAUUUUCUGAUAAGCACAGUUUCUACCAUUAUUCUUUGAAAUUGUAGGCUAAUCAUCUUCAAUACAGUCCAGUUGAACCAGUGAACUAUA
Pimephales promelas (fathead minnow) is the source of this 3994-nucleotide messenger RNA. NCBI's taxonomy places the organism in Eukaryota, Metazoa, Chordata, Actinopteri, Cypriniformes, Leuciscidae. The record is from RefSeq and is a predicted model, not a curated record.